Messenger RNA from Aspergillus wentii DTO 134E9, 300 nucleotides. RefSeq lists its product as uncharacterized. The record is from RefSeq and is a predicted model, not a curated record. The coding region runs from base 1 to 300 and encodes 99 amino acids. NCBI's taxonomy places the organism in Eukaryota, Fungi, Ascomycota, Eurotiomycetes, Eurotiales, Aspergillaceae. The transcript has 2 exons.
AUGCCUACAACCGUGCAAGGUCCUCCCAACGGUAUUCCCGAUAAUUCUGUGGGAAUCAUCAAUCCACUUCUCGAGCAGCCAGGUUUUUCUCGCGAUAAAGGGCCUACCUUUCUCAUCUACACUGACGACGUCUAUUUGAACAAUGGCAGCGAGAACCCCCGCAGUGGUUGUGCCUUCAUCUUUAAACUUUCUCCCACCAAUGGCAACGGACAUUAUUUCUUUCGUCUUGAAAAUGAGCGUCCCACUGCUGAACAGCCCGAGUCUGUCAAGUUCAUUGAUACUAAGGGGGUUCUGGUUUGA